CUACAAAACCCCCAAUGAAUGAGCUCUCAUAAAGAAGGCCUACAGACUGUCUACUUGACUGUGCUUUUCUUCGGAGUAACAGGGAAUAUGUUCCUUCUUUAUCUACACAGCCUCAAGUUCAUCACUGGUCACAGGAAAAGAUUCAUAAGCCUGAUCAUCAUCAAUUUGGCCUUUGCCCAUAUAUUGAUGAUUCUUUUUAGGGGCACUGCCACCAUAAUAACCAAUUGGGGAUGGAGAUCUUUCCUAGAUGACACAAUGGGUAAAAUCUUCAAUUACUUCAUAAGAGUGACCCGGGGCCUUUCUCUUUCCAGUACCUGUCUCCUAAGUGUCUUCCAGGCCAUCAUCAUCAGUCCCAGCAGCCUUAAGUGGGCAGAGGUUAAAACAACAGCCCAAAAGUACAUUCCUUCCUGCUGCGUCCUGACCAGGGUUUUCAAUCUUCUUCUUGAUAUUGUUGCGCCUAUGAAUUACAGCCAUCCAAAAAACAGCAGUAAUGAAAGAUGGAGGAUUGGGCAUAUUUCUUUUGACUUGCAAGCCAUUAGUGUUAUAAAAAUUUUAAUUUGUGAGUCAGUUGUUGAUGCUCUGUUUGUGGGUCUCAUGAUCUGCUCCAGUGGCUAUAUGGUGUUUGUCCUGCACAGACACAAUCAGCAAGUCCAACACAUUCACAGCACGAGCCUCUCCCCCAGAGCCUCCCCUGAGACCAGAGCCACCAAAGCCAUCCUGACACUGGUGAUCACCUUUGUCUGCUUUAACUCAGUCAGUUCCCCUUUCAUCAUUUAUGUAGCUUCUGCUAGAGAAACCAGACACUGGGGGUUACAUUUGACUGUCUCACUUUCCAUGUUUUAUCCAAUAGUCAGUCCUUUCAUGUUGAUCACCAUUGACACCAAGAAGCCCAAGUCUUUUGCUACUCUCUUAAGUUUGAAGGGUGCCUUUCAGGAAGGACUCCCUAGUUAA
Molecule: messenger RNA, 951 nt
Organism: Trichosurus vulpecula (common brushtail)
Lineage: Eukaryota; Metazoa; Chordata; Mammalia; Diprotodontia; Phalangeridae
Product: vomeronasal type-1 receptor 1-like
Exons: 1
Coding region: 19-951 (310 amino acids)
Biological process (GO): G protein-coupled receptor signaling pathway
Cellular component (GO): membrane
Molecular function (GO): pheromone receptor activity
Source: RefSeq, a predicted model, not a curated record